AUGUGGAACGACGCCGCCCUUAUCUAUAUUCCAGAGAGCUCCGUCGAGGAGCCACCGCGACUUCAUGUCGAGAGUUGCGUGUGGCAGGUCGUCUAUCGUGAUAUGAAAUCACAUUUCGAGAAACCCCGACGCAGUUUCUCAAUCAACAACCCCGUCGACCGGACCACUAACUACCAACCGCCACCUUCCUUCGCACAGGUCAGGAUAAACGAAUUCUUCUUCUACUACUACUACUACUACUACUACUACUACUACUACUACUACUACUACUACUACUACUACUACUACUACUACUACUACUACUACUACUACUACUACUACUACUACUAUUACUACUACUACUAUUACUACUACUAUACUCUAGGAACUUACGCUGACCGCCAUUCAACUGGCCCCGUUUCAUUACUCUCCGUCUCGGUUACGGAAUCAGCAUUUACGCCUCAAAUCUUUCAGUCAGCCCAUAUCAAUGGGAUCAACUAG
Messenger RNA from Penicillium argentinense, 480 nucleotides. RefSeq lists its product as uncharacterized. The coding region runs from base 1 to 480 and encodes 159 amino acids. Lineage: Eukaryota; Fungi; Ascomycota; Eurotiomycetes; Eurotiales; Aspergillaceae. The record is from RefSeq and is a predicted model, not a curated record. The transcript has 2 exons.